AUGUUAAUUGUGAUAAAUUACAAGGAAUAAAGGUCAAAUAAUCUAAUUUGAGUUAAAUGCGUACUGUUUUGAUAUUAUUCUGUAAAUGAUUACAUAAUAUUGAUUUUAUCUUUACUUUGUCCAAUAAAAUAAUGCGAAAUACAUUUAUCAAACGUUAUGUUUGCAGUAAAAGUUAUGAGGCAGCUAUAAAAAAAUUAUAUGGUUUACAAAGUAAUAGUACGUAUUUAAAGUUAGCAACAAAAAAUAAUUCACAAACAAAUAAUAAAUUAUUUGAUACAAUAAAAUAUUUAGUUCGCUCUGGUAUUACACUUGAAAAAUUAGACACUUUAUCAGUAAUACAUGUAGCAGGUACAAAAGGAAAAGGUUCUACUUGUGCGUAUACAGAAGCUAUUUUACGUGAACAUGGUUUUAAAACAGGAUUCUUUAGUUCUCCACAUUUAAUUAGUGUAAGAGAACGUAUAAGAUUAAAUGGACAACCAAUAAGUGAAAUGCAUUUUACUCAAAACUUUUGGAAAAUAUAUAAAAAAUUAGAAGAUACAAGAGAAUAUGAAUCUGACAUGCCUGCAUAUUUUAAUUUUUUAACACUUCUUAUGUUUAAUGUAUUUUUAGAUGAACAUGUUGAUGUUGCUAUAAUUGAAGUAGGUAUUGGAGGUUUAUAUGAUUGUACAAACAUUGUAAGAAAUCCUGUCUGUGUAGGUAUAACUAGUUUAGGAUUAGAUCAUACUUCUCUUUUAGGUAAUUCUCUUGAAGAUAUAGCUUAUCAAAAAUCUGGAAUUUUUAAAUCAGGAACUAUUGCAUUUUCUGUUCCACAAUUACCUCAGGCAAUGUGUAUACUAGAAAAAAGAGCAAUUGAAAAAAAUUGCAAAUUACAUAUUGUACCAUCCUUUGAUGAAUAUAAGUGGGAAAAUAUUUCACCUACUUUGCAAAUAAUAAAUAAAGUUCAACAACAAAAUGCAUCUCUAGCUAUUCAAAUGGCUAUUGAAUGGAUACAAUCUAAAAGUAAAAUUUCAAAUGUUUUGCAUAAUUCCAUAAAUAAUAAUAUUUGUUGUAAAUAUAAAGAAAAUUCUCAAAUAAUUGUAUUUAUGGAUAAGGUAGCAAUAGGUUUAUCUUGUUGCAAAUGGCCAGGUCGUAUGCAAAUUUUAAAAAGUAGUAUUGGUGACUUUUUUUUAGAUGGUGCUCAUACAAUUGAAAGUAUUAAAUGUUGUAUUUCUUGGUUCAGUGAUGUAAGUAAUAAAAACAGAGGGAAAAGAUUUCUUAUUUUUAACACAUCUGGUAAUCGAGAUCCAAUUAAAUUAUUAAUAUUAUUAAAAUCUUUAUAUUUUCAUAAAGUAUAUUUCGUACCAAAUUUUGCAGGAAUUAAAAGUUUAGAUGAUGAAGUAAAUUGUUUCUUAAUAGAUGAGCAAAAAAUAAAAUGUGAAAUAAAUUCUAAAAUAUGGGGAACAAAUUCAGUGAUUGUAAAUAGUGUUUUUGAAGUUUUACAAGAUAUAAAAAAUAAUUCAGAACACAACCAGAUAUUUGAAAAAAACCAGAUAUUAGUAACAGGAUCUUUACAUUUAGUAGGUACAGUUCUUACUAUUUUAGAUCCAAAUUUGACAAUGAAUACACAAUUUUAAUAUUUUCAAAAUUGAAAUUAUUUAUAUAUAUAUAUAUAUGUAUAUAUAUAUAAUGUAAUUGUGAAAUAUAUAAAAAGAACAUUUUUUUAUAAACGAUAGAAUUAUGUAUUUAACAAUUAUAUUAACAAUUGUAUCAAUUCAUGACAAUACAUUGAUGAUUAAUAUAUGAUAAUACAGUAAGAUAUUGCAUUGUUAUAAUGAUCAUAAUCAGAAAGUACUUAUUGAUACUUUUUCGUAACAAUUCCCUUUUGUACUUUAAUAUAAAUAUAUUGUUCAUAAAACUAUAAAUAAUUGUAAAGUUUUAAUAAUUUGUACAUAUGACAAGUAUGUAUAUGUUUAUGAAUUGUACAACACAGGAGAAAUAGGUGAUAUUAAAA
Apis florea (little honeybee) is the source of this 1990-nucleotide messenger RNA. RefSeq names its product Folylpolyglutamate synthase 1 (gene Fpgs1). Lineage: Eukaryota; Metazoa; Arthropoda; Insecta; Hymenoptera; Apidae. Gene Ontology annotation, cellular component: cytoplasm; mitochondrion; cytosol. Gene Ontology annotation, molecular function: ATP binding; tetrahydrofolylpolyglutamate synthase activity. The record is from RefSeq and is a predicted model, not a curated record. Gene Ontology annotation, biological process: tetrahydrofolylpolyglutamate biosynthetic process.